GACCACGGGAUCUAGCACAUCGGGGACACACCGCCAUUCCAAUGAAAGUUUUAGAUAAGACAUAUCUCUAUGAGCUAUUAUGUUAAUAGACUAACAUUGGCAACAUCACUGGGCUCCCCCAGAGUCGCCGACGACCCGCAGUGACUGCCCCCAGUGAGAGGAAAACAUUGAGCGAGAUGAAUGAACUUUCCCCCGCCUCCCUCUUCUCCGCAUGUGGUACAGAACACAGUCUGCUCUCCAAACAGUGAUAGAUAGUGAAGGAGAGCGAGGGAAAUUUUGAAAACGUUUGUGUGUGUAAUGUUUACUGUUAAUUUCUGAUAGCUUAUUUCACUUUUGUUGAAUGUUUUUCACGUUUUGGCAAUGUUUCCCAUGCAAAUAAAGCAAUUGUGAAUAGAGAGAAGGCCGUUUAAUUAACGCGUAAAGGGCACAGACCUACCCAGCUCCCACUUUAGGAAGAGGAUUAGUGGAAUAAAAACGGCUCGCAUAAAGCUCCGUAAGGAAGAGUUUACACUUUCCGAAAGGAGGGGAGAGGGAGCGAAUAGGGAACCUAAAAGGGCCGUGGCAACGUCAGCAUCAACAAUCGAUACCCGGGAAUUGAAGGAGUGAAUAGAGCAGAGGACAGUCGUUGUGGAUACUGCCGCCGCUCUGUUGAAAACAUUCCAGCAGCUCAAUCAUUCCAUUAUCGCGUUGCAGUUUUGCGUAAAACCGCAUACCUUCUGACUGACACUAGCAGAUUGAGGGUUAGCUCACAGGUCGUAUUAUUAUUAUUGAACAAUACGGGAGUAGUGGGAGCAGUGAAAAGAACAGAGAAGGAUAAUAUCUGUAGAGAAGAGGCAACACUGUAGGUUACAGUUUUCUUUGUUGAGUUCCUCUGCAAAACUAAAGGCUAAAAGAUGUCUAAACCAAAUUACACAGGAACCUUUCACAUGGUGUCUCAAGAUAACUUCGAGAACUACCUCGCAGCUUUGGAUAUAAAUUUUGCCCUGCGGAAGAUAGUGUGUAUGUUGAAGCCCACUAAACAGAUAGUCCACGACCCGGCCACGGGCAGUAUGAAGAUCCGCACACUCACCACCUUUAAGGACUUUGAUAUGGAUUUCAAACUGGGUCAGGUCUUCACGGAGGACCUGGGACCUGUGGAUGGAAGAGUCUGUCAGACCACAGUGGACUGGGAGGGUGAUAAGCUGGUGUGUGUUCAGAGAGGAGAGAAGGAGGGAAGAGGAUGGACACACUGGCUGGAGGGAGACAAGCUACACUUGGAGAUGAGAGUUGGAGAUGUGGUCGCCAGGCAACUCUUCAAGAAGGCAGACUGAAACCACUGGGAAGGAUCCCUUCAUCAACUCAACAUUCAUGAUUCUCAUUAGAAAAGUCUAGGACUUGGUAUAUAAGUGCCAAAGUUUUUUUUUAAAUAUGAUCUUCAUUGUUUUAAAAACCAUUACUUAAUGGACAACAUUUAACAUUUAAGAUAUUUUUAAUUAGUGUGCUAUUUCACUGUGGGAAAGAUUGUCAAUGAUCAGUUUUGAAUUUGUCAUGGUACAGUGCAGGUGAACUGUGUAAACAUUCCCAAUGCGUUUCCUCAUAUAUCACUACGAUAGUUCCCAAUGCCAUUGAAUGUUCCCUUUUGUGUUGAAUGUGGCUGUUCUGUGUCCAAAUAUACCACCUGAUGCUCCACACUACAAAUACAGAUGUUGCCUCUUUAUGGUACCCAUGU
This is a messenger RNA of Oncorhynchus masou masou (cherry salmon), 1708 nucleotides long. Its product is annotated as retinol-binding protein 1-like. Bases 894 to 1310 code for a protein of 138 amino acids. Gene Ontology annotation, biological process: fatty acid transport. The transcript is spliced from 4 exons. Gene Ontology annotation, molecular function: fatty acid binding. Gene Ontology annotation, cellular component: nucleus; cytosol. The record is from RefSeq and is a predicted model, not a curated record. NCBI's taxonomy places the organism in Eukaryota, Metazoa, Chordata, Actinopteri, Salmoniformes, Salmonidae.